Molecule: messenger RNA, 1124 nt
Organism: Arabidopsis lyrata subsp. lyrata
Lineage: Eukaryota; Viridiplantae; Streptophyta; Magnoliopsida; Brassicales; Brassicaceae
Exons: 4
Coding region: 213-875 (220 amino acids)
Source: RefSeq, a predicted model, not a curated record
UUAAGGUAGAAAGAAGACUAACCAGAACCGUAGAAGGAGUCGUCGUCGGUUUACGCAAUCACAAAGAAAGACAAGUCAACGACAAUGAAUUGUCAACGCCUUCGUGUUUACACGUCUCUUACCUCUCUAUCUCUAUCUCUCAAUAAUCUCUCUUUCUUUCAUACCCAUUAUUGAAGCAAUUCUUCAUUUCUGGCUGCUGGAGAUUCAGAAAUAUGGCCAAUCGUCCACACGUGCCCAAAUUCGGAGACUGGACCGAAGAUGCUCCUGCAUUCACGGUCGUGUUCGAAAAAGUGAGCAAAAGCAAGAAAAAUAUGAACGUGUCCAACCCGAAUGAAUAUCCAGAAAUGAAUCCAAAUGCUGCACAAAAUCGAAAUAUGUCUAGGCAUGACCAACAACCACCAAACCAUAAUGUUAGACCAAGACAUGGAAGAUUCAAUAGCAGAGAAGAAACUGAAUUCAGACCGUCUCCUGCACACAAUGAAAGAAACAAAAGAGUUAGAUCAGUUCCUCCCACACCAGAAACAUACAACAAUCAAUCAUAUGGUGGAGGAGGCAGAUCAAUGGGAAAUCCGUCGGAAACAAAUAGACGGCAAUCACGUGAUCAUGACCCGGUGCGGCCCAUACGCAAUCUUAGAGGUCAAAGUAGUGAAAGGGUGGCGACUAUUCCGCCAUUUCCUGGAACUGGUUCGAACAUGGAGAAUCAGAGUUACACACUCAUCUUUGACAAAGUGAAAGAAGAUAGGAACCAUGCGAGAUCUUCUAAUGGAACCGAUCAUAGCACCCCGACUCGACCCAUUAUCAACCAACAUCAUCAACCUUUACCUUCUAGUCCCAAGGGUUGCUGUUUUCCUCCAUGGAACCGAAAGGGAAGCUAAUGAAGAUGAUCAUUUUCCUUUCUUUCAUAAAUCCUCUCUUUUUUUUUUUUUUUUUUUCCUUAUGCUUGUUUUCUUUUAAUUUCUUUAUGUUAUUCUUAUGGGGAUGUAGGGAGUAGUUUUGGCUAAAACAAUCUGCAACUUCUGUUACUCUAUUUGUGUUUUAUUUUUGGGUUCUCAAUUUGACUCUGAGAGCUUCUUGAUAUAUUAUACUUUUUCGGUUUCACAAAAAGUGUCGUUUUAGAGUUAUUA